GGAGUCGGCGUCGGGGGCAGUGCGGGCUUGGCGGGCUGGGGAUCAUCGCUUAGAGGCGCCUGCACGGGCGGCUGCUUCGGGGCUCGCAGGAUGCCGGCGGCGCGACGGCGCGGAGUGCGAGUGCUGUGGCUGCUGCUGUGGGUGGCCCUGGUGCGCUGCUACAACGUGGACGUGGGGCGCCCCGUGGUUUUCCAGGGUCCCAACGGCUCCUUUUUCGGGUACUCGGUGCUGCAGCACUACCACGACAGCACGCGAUGGGUCUUGGUUGGUGCUCCGAAGGCAGAAUCUAAAUACAGCACCUCUGUUCAGUCCCCAGGAGCAGUGUUUAAAUGUCGAGUCCAUACCAAUCCUGAGAGAAGAUGCACAGAACUGGAUAUGGGACGAGGCAAUUCUCGGGGCACACCCUGUGGAAAGACUUGUAAAGAAGACAGAGAUGAUGAAUGGAUGGGUGUGAGCCUGGCUAGACAGCCGAAGGCUGGUGGAAGUGUGCUGGCAUGUGCACACCGCUGGAAAAACAUCUACUAUGAGACAGAGUACAUCUUGCCCCAUGGCUUCUGCAACAUCAUUCCUCCCAACUUGCAGUCCAAUGGGAGAAGGCUCUUGCCCUGCUAUGAAGAGUACAAGAAGAAAUAUGGGGAGGAGCACGGUUCAUGCCAGGCAGGGAUCGCAGGCUUCUUCACCGAGGAGCUGGUCGUCAUGGGGGCACCAGGAUCGUAUUAUUGGACAGGAACUGUCAAAGUACUGAAUCUCACUGACAACACGUAUUACAAGCUGAAUGAUGAUGCCGUGAUAGCCAGGCGGUACACAUACCUUGGAUAUGCAGUGACAGCAGGUCAUUUUUCCCAGCCGACUACCACUGACAUUGUAGGAGGAGCUCCCCAGGAUGGAGGCAUUGGAAAGGUUUAUAUUUUUAGAACAGACAGACGAUCAGGCUCUCUAAUAAAGAUUUUUCAGGCUUCAGGAAAAAAGAUGGGCUCUUACUUUGGCUCCUCCUUAUGUGCAGUUGAUCUGAAUUCUGAUGGGUUGUCAGACCUGCUGGUUGGAGCACCUAUGUUUUCUGAGAUCAGAGAUGAGGGUCAAGUCACGGUCUAUAUCAACAGAGGAAACGGAGUGCUGGAAGAGCAGCUCAUCCUGGAUGGUGACAGCGCUUAUAAUGCACACUUUGGGGAGACCAUAGCCACCCUCGGUGACAUUGAUGACGAUGGCUUCCCAGAUGUUGCCGUUGGAGCACCUAAGGAGGAUAAUUACGUAGGAGCAGUGUACAUUUACCAUGGCGAUUCCAAUGGUAUUAUACCUCAGUACUCUAUGAAGCUGUCUGGGCAAACAAUAAACCCAAAGCUGCGUAUGUUUGGCCAGUCCAUAUCAGGGGGAGUUGAUAUGGAUAGCAAUGGUUAUCCAGAUAUGACUGUUGGAGCCUUCUUGUCAGACAAUGUGGUACUUCUGAGAUCCAGGCCUGUCAUUACCAUGGACAUCUCCAUUUUCCUGCCCGUAUCUAUCAAUAUCACAGCUCCUCAGUGCCAUGAUGGCUUGCAGCCAGUGAACUGCCUCAAUGUCACAGCAUGCUUUCGCUUCAGCGGCAAGCAUGUUCCUGGAGAAAUAGGUUUGAAUUAUAACUUGACUGCUGAUGUGGCAAAGAAGGAAAAGAGCCAUCAACCCAGUUACUUUGUGACUUCUGGAGAGACAGCAGGGCAGAUCACAGAGAAGUUACAACUGUCAUAUAUGCAGGAGUGCGAGCAUUACCUAGCAUAUGUCAAGAAAAGAGUCAAAGAUGUCAUCUCUCCAAUUGUAUUUGAAGCUGCAUACAGCCUUUGGGAACAUGUGAUAGAAAGAGGAAAAGAGGACAAGGAACUACCUGCUCUCAAGCCCAUUCUCCGUUGGAAGAAAGGACAAAAGAUAGCACAAAGGAAUCAGACUGUUUUUGAGAGGAACUGUCAAUCUGAUGACUGUGCUGCUGAUUUGAAACUUCAUGGUAAAUUACUGCUGUCAAGUGUUGAUGACAGAACUGCCUACCUGGCCCUGGGAGCAGUGAGGAACAUCUCGCUUAACAUUUUCAUCUCUAACAUUGGGGAUGAUGCCUAUGACACGAAUGUUUUCUUCAAUUUUUCUGGGGAGCUCUUCUUCAUCAAAAUGUGGCAAAAGGAGGAGCUGGGCAUUGCCUGUGAGUUGCUGGAAUCAGAUUUCCUCAAGUGCAGUGUAGGAUUUCCUUUCAUGAGGUCAAAUUCUAGGUAUGAGUUCAGUGUGAUCUUUGACACAAGCCACUUGUCCGGGCAGGAAGAAACACUUACCUUCCUUGUCACUGCCCAAAGUGGAAACCUAGAACACAGUGAAUCUCUGCAUGAUAAUAUUCUAACCCUGUCGGUACCUCUGAUGCAUGAAGUGGCUUCAUCCAUCAAUGGAGAAGUCUUCCCUACUUCAUUUUUCUAUGGCGAUUCUGUGGAAGCGUCCAACUUUGUUCAGUUGGAAAACCAUGAAUGCCUUUUCCAGUCUCUCAACUUCACCCUGCAGGUUUACAAUGCUGGACCAAGCACUCUCCCUGGAGCUUUUCUUGACAUUUCAUUUCCAAACCGCCUCUCUGCCACUGGAGACGAAAUAUUUCAUAUUCAGCAGAUGAUGGUUGGCCAGGACAAAGGAAGCUGUUCUUUCCACAGAAACCACAGCCCAUGUGUUGUUCCUCAAGAGAAUGAAAAUAUUUUCCACACAAUAUUUGCUUUUUUCACGAAGUCUGGCAGAAAAGUAUUGGACUGUGAAAGACCAGGCAGGUCCUGCUUAAUUAUACACUGCAACUUAAGCUCACUACCCAAAGCAGAGUCCUGUGAUAUAAGUAUCUACAUGCUGCUGAAUACCGAGAUACUCAAGAAGGACAGUUCCUCGGUCAUCCAGUUUGUCACAAGGGCAAGGUUGAGGAUGGACGGUGACCUCAGAGUUGUGGAGGUGCCGAGUGGGAGCCCACAAGAAAAAUCAGUGGUCUUUGAGGCUUUGCACAAUCUGGAACCUCGUGGAUAUGUUGUCGGAUGGAUCAUUGCCAUCAGUUUGCUGGUGGGAAUUCUCAUCUUCCUAUUGCUUGCUGUGCUCUUAUGGAAGAUGGGCUUCUUCCGCCGGAGGUAUAAAGAAAUUAUUGAGGCCGAAAAGAGCAAAAAGGAGAAUGAAGAUAGUUGGAACUGGGUCCAGAAAAACCAAUGA
Messenger RNA from Chiroxiphia lanceolata (lance-tailed manakin), 3180 nucleotides. RefSeq names its product integrin subunit alpha 9 (gene ITGA9). NCBI's taxonomy places the organism in Eukaryota, Metazoa, Chordata, Aves, Passeriformes, Pipridae. Gene Ontology annotation, cellular component: external side of plasma membrane; integrin complex. Gene Ontology annotation, biological process: integrin-mediated signaling pathway; cell-cell adhesion; cell-matrix adhesion. The record is from RefSeq and is a predicted model, not a curated record. Gene Ontology annotation, molecular function: integrin binding.